This is a messenger RNA of Galendromus occidentalis (western predatory mite), 2007 nucleotides long. Its product is annotated as probable nucleoporin Nup54. The record is from RefSeq and is a predicted model, not a curated record. Lineage: Eukaryota; Metazoa; Arthropoda; Arachnida; Mesostigmata; Phytoseiidae. The transcript is spliced from 8 exons. Gene Ontology annotation, cellular component: nuclear pore; nuclear pore central transport channel. The coding region runs from base 1 to 2007 and encodes 668 amino acids. Gene Ontology annotation, biological process: protein localization to nuclear inner membrane; NLS-bearing protein import into nucleus; nuclear pore organization. Gene Ontology annotation, molecular function: structural constituent of nuclear pore.
AUGUUCGGCAGCACUGCGAACAACAAUGCCCCCGGCACGAGCGCUUUCGGUGCGCAGGGGUCAACCGGCUUUGGCAACACGACAUUCGGUGCCGCACCCAGCGCAGGCACUUCCGGAUUCGGUACUCCUGGCUUCGGAACGAAUGCUGGCACGGCUUCCGCCGGUUUCGGGACUCCGGGUUUCGGUAGCUCGGCGACUCCAGGAGGAAACACCACGUUCGGGACGCCGACCGGCGGUGCAUCAGCUACUUUUGGUACACCUGCAGCGACAGGCUUCGGCGCCGCGACAUCCACAUCGUUCGGUACACCUUCGGCCGGUGGUUUCGGUACGCAAGGGAGUACCGGUUUCGGCACGUCAGGAUUCGGGACCACAGGGACAAGUGCCUUCGGGACGCCCGGGAACACCGCCUUCAAACCUGGAGGGACCACAGGUUUCGGUGCGACAGGGACAACCGGUUUCGGCGCAACGGGAACUACCGGUUUCGGUGCGACGGGAGCAAGCGGAUUCGGUGCGACAGGAACGACCGGUUUCGGGACGACAGGGAGCACCGGAUUCGGGACAACCGGGACGACCGGUUUCGGUGCCACUGCCUUCAACCUGACAAGCACUACCGCGAAUACAGGGUUCGGAGCCCCUGCGACCGGAACCAGCAGCACCUUUGGUAAUACCGGCUCGAGUUUCGGCGCAGGAUUCGGCACGACGGGCUCGGGUUUCGGCACGACAGGAACUACCGGCUUCGGGAGCGGCUUCGGCUCCCAGUUCUCGUUCACGAAUAAACCUGCGACUUCGUUCUCUUUCGGCGGGGCCAGUGCACCCACAGCUGCGAUCGGAGGAGCUCAACAGCAAUCACAGCAGGCUCUCCAAGAUGUCACGCUAAUAGCUACCGCCGUAACCGUGCCGAUGAUCUACAACGAUGAGCGCGAUAAAAUUAUCGCAACUUUCAACCAACUCCAGGCGAAAUGGGGAAGGGGAAAAGGUUUCCACUCACAGUCUGGACCUCCGGUCAACUUCACCCCCGACAACCCGUUCUGUAAAUUUAGGACAAUCGGUUACAACGCUCUGCCCACCUACCGGCCGGAGGAAGGUCUGGUUUGUCUGCUGAUCAACAAACGAGUCGAAGAGGUCACGGGCGCUUCGCCUUCGUUCACGGAAGCGCUGCAUCGUGACGUAAUCAAGUCACAAAAUAUCUCGGUUUUCCUCGAUUCGAUCAACGAUAUGGGCAAUAAUCAAACCCAGGUCGUGGUAUACGUCUACGAGAAGAGUCCCACAGGAACGGGGAAAAAAUUCACAUCCGGAGAGCUCAUGAAUGCUUUCGAGCAGGCCAGCUGCAAAGCUGCUCUCGCCAAUUUGGGGGUUGUUAAUAUGACCGAGAUGACAGAGAUUAGCAAGAAUGCUGUAGAACAGUACCUAGCGAAUCCGCCUCCGGGCAUCGACGCCUUGUUGUGGGAGCAAGCCAAAGCGGACAACCCGGACCCCUCCAAGCUGAUUCCCGUUCCCCUGAUUGGCUUCGAGGACUUGAGCCGGAGAAUGAAAUUCCAGUGCGACUACCAGGAACGUCAGAAAGCUCGACUGGAAAAAAUGGCAGAGGAGGCGGCGGAACUCGAGAAGAAGUGCGAAUCCUCCAGAUGCCGGGUGGAAGAACUUCGCGAGAAGCAGUACAAUAUAGCUCAUCGCAUUCUGAAGGUCAUCGCCGCGUUCGAAGUCAACCGGAAAAUGGGUUUCGGUAUCCAGAGCGAGGAAGAAACACUGAAGGCUUCGCUGGAAGAAAUCCUCCGAGAAAUCGAAAUUCUGAGCACUGGAAAACUGAACGAGUUGCAAGUGGCUGUGAAAUCUGCGCCGAAAUCGGAAACAAAUGGAUCUACGCAAGCUGAAGAACCAUUAUCUGAGGACAUGCUGAAACUGGUGCAAGAGAUACAGAAAGGUCUGCUCACUCUGAUCAUGCUUCUACAAGAUGAUUCGAGGAAACUUGAUGAAAUUGAGAAAGCCCUAGCUCAUCCUGAGGUUUGA